Liolophura sinensis is the source of this 1791-nucleotide messenger RNA. Its product is annotated as homeobox protein 2-like. Bases 1 to 1791 code for a protein of 596 amino acids. NCBI's taxonomy places the organism in Eukaryota, Metazoa, Mollusca, Polyplacophora, Chitonida, Chitonidae. The transcript has 4 exons. The record is from RefSeq and is a predicted model, not a curated record.
AUGGCGGAAAAGUUGAUGACCAGUCUGAUCAUUAGUUUUCUGACCGUUUGCGUUACGCUUGGGGGUGAAGUAAAGAUUGGCGCUCCUAAGGAAGAGUUUACCUUGAAACGUCUGAUGGAAGCAUCAAAUUUGUAUCACAAAAACAACAUUAACCACUUCUUCAACUCCAGAGAUUCGGGCUCGCAAGCACCAGAAUACGAUAUGGUCUACAGCAACGACAACAACGACAACAGCAACUUCAGACAUUCGGGCUCGCAAACACCAGAAUACGAUAUGGUUCACAGCAACGACACCAACGACAACAACUACGACAACAGCAGCUUCAGACAUUUUGGCUCGCAAAUACCUGAUUACGAUAUGGUUCACAGCAACGACAACAACGACAACAACUACGACAGCAGCAGCUUCAGACAUUUUGGCUCGAAAAUACCUGAUUACGAUAUGGUUCACAGCAACGACAACAACGACAACAGCAACUUCAAAAAUUCGAGCUCGCAAGCACCAGAAUACGAUAUGGUCCACAGUAACAACGAUAACGACAACAGCAGUUUCAGACAUCCGGGCUGGCAAACAUCAGAAUACGAUGUGGUACACAGCAACAACGAUAACGACAACGACAGCAAAACCAAAGAUACGGGCUCGCAAACACCACAAUACGACAUGGACGAAGGCAACAAUAACAUCUUGUACACAGAUGUAAAGGAUAUAGAUGAACGCGCAAGAAAAGAUUUUCAGCAAGCGGAUAACGACAGACGCCAGGAGAUUACCGGAAAUCCUUUUCUCACCAGCUUCCUGGGAAGUUUUCAGCCCGCUUACAACCCAGAGAAAUCAAAAACUUCGAAAAUGACACCUGAACAGCUGAACAGACAGCUGCUGAAAAUGUCGUUGCGUCAGUUCAAUGUCUUCAGUAUGAUUUGGAAAAAAAUGUUCCACUCUGUCCCAAUUGAGGAAAAGAGUCUGGAAAAGAAUGGCUACUUUGACCCUCUGGCUAGUGGAUUGAUUGGACGGAAACGAAAGGCUGUCGAGUUACAAAUGGCGGAAAAGUUGAUGACCAGUCUGAUCAUUAGUUUUCUGAGCGUUUGCGUUACGCUUGGGGGUGAAGUAAAGAUUGGCGCUCCUAAGGAAGAGUUUACCUUGAAACGUCUGAUGAAAUCAUCAAAUUUGUAUCACAAAAACAACAUUAACCACUUCUUCAACUCCAGAGAUUCGGACUCGCAAGUACCAGAAUACGAUAUGGUUCACAGCAACGACAACAACGACAACAGCAACUUCAAGAAUUCGAGCUCGCAAACACCAGAAUACGAUAUGGUUCACAGCAACGACACCAACGACAACAGCAGUUGGCAAACAUCAGAAUACGAUAUGGUACACAGCAACAACGAUAACGACAACGACAGCAAAACCAAAGAUACGGGCUCGCAAACACCUCAAUACGACAUGGACGAAGGCAACAAUAACAGCUUGUACACAGAUCUAAAGGAUAUAGAUGAACGCGCAACAAAAGAUUUCCAGCAAGCGGAUAACGACAGACGCCAGGAGAUUACCGGAAAGCCUUUUCUCACCAGCUUCCUGGGAAGUUUUCAGCCCGCUUACAACCCAGAGAAAUCAAAAACUUCGAAAAUGACACCUGAACAGCUGAACAGACAGCUGCUGAAAAUGUCGUUGCGUCAGUUCAAUGUCUUCAGUAUGAUUUGGAAAAAAAUGGUCCACUCUGUCCCAAUUGAGGAAAAGAGUCUGGGAAGGAAUGGAUACUUUGACCCUCUGGCUAGUGGAUUGAUUGGACGCAAAUAA